Morone saxatilis (striped sea-bass) is the source of this 2148-nucleotide messenger RNA. Its product is annotated as chitin synthase chs-2-like. Gene Ontology annotation, molecular function: chitin synthase activity. The coding region runs from base 1 to 2148 and encodes 715 amino acids. NCBI's taxonomy places the organism in Eukaryota, Metazoa, Chordata, Actinopteri, Moronidae. The transcript has 15 exons. Gene Ontology annotation, cellular component: cell periphery; cell septum. The record is from RefSeq and is a predicted model, not a curated record.
AUGAAGAUCUCACAGGUUAUCCCUCUCUCAUCCUCUGUCAUCAGUAUUUUCCUGAACCUCGAUAAAGACGUCUUCAAAAAGCAGCAGCAGAUCCCUGAUCAGAAGAUCGUGAGGACGCCGUACGGAGGACGUGUAGUGGUCAACAUGCCUCAUGGAAACAGCCUGAUGAUUCACUUCAAAGACAAGCAACUCAUCCGACACAAGAAGAGAUGGUCUCAGGUCAUGUACUUGUACUAUCUCCUGGGCUGGAAAAUUACAACCAAUUUAAAUGUAAAACAGAGAAAACUGUGCGUAUUCCCCCAGAAAGAGAAGCACAACACCUACCUCCUGGCUUUAGAUGGAGACACAGACUUCCAGCCGGCUGCUGUGAUGUUGCUCAUCGAUCGUCUGAAACUGUAUCCGCUUGUCGGGGCAGCAUGUGGCAGGAUUCACCCCACUGGAUCAGGUCCCAUGGUGUGGUACCAGAAGUUUGAAUACGCGGUGGGCCACUGGCUUCACAAGACAGCAGAGCAUGUGUUUGGCUGCGUGCUGUGCAGCCCGGGCUGCUUCAGUCUGUUCAGAGCAGCAGCGCUGAUGGAUGACAAUGUGAUGAAAAGAUACACCGUCAAGGCCACAAAGGCUAAACACCACAUCCAGUACGACCAAGGUGAGGACCGCUGGCUGUGCACUCUUCUGCUGAAGCAGGGAUGGAGAGUGGAGUACAACGCAGCCUCUGAUGCCUACACCAACGCCCCGGAGGAGUUCAAAGAGUUCUACAACCAGCGUCGGCGAUGGGGACCGUCCACCAUGGCCAACACUGUGGACUUGCUCGGCUCUGGCACCAUUGUUACCAAGAGGAACCCCUCAAUGUCCAAACCCUACAUGUUCUACCAGCUCUUCAGCUUGGUCUCGUCCAUUCUGGCACCUUCCACCGUCAUCCUUAUGAUUGCAGGUAGCUUGACAGUGUUGCUUGACAUUCACCCCAACAUCGCUCUGGUCCUGUCUUUGAUACCUCCGGCUAUCUUCCUCGGUAUCAGCUUCAGGAUCAAAUCAGACACUCAGAUCCUAAUUGCAGCAGUCUUGAGCAUCCUGUACGCCUUCCUCAUGAUGAUAGCAGCACUUUCCAUAAUUGGCAACAUGGUGAAAGACAAAACCAUCAUGACUCCCAGCAGCCUCUUCCUCAUCACCCUUGCCGCCUUUUACCUCCUUACUGCACUCAUGCAUCCUCAGGAGGUUGGCCUGGUGUGCUUCGGCUUGCUGUACAUCCUCUGCAUCCCCAGCGCCUAUAUGCUGCUGGCUAUUUACUCCAUGACCAACAUGAACAACGUGUCCUGGGGCACCAGGGAGACAGCGCCUGCUCCUGCAGCUCCUGGAGCUCCUGGAGCCGCCGCCCCACAACCCCAAGUCCAGAAAGCCAAAACCACAUUUGCACAGUUCUUCACACGGUCCAAAUGCUGUAGACAACUCUGUCGGAGAGGAAGCGAAGAAGAGCUCAGCAGCGUGGUGGCACCAGAGCCUCAACUUCAACCCCAAAACACUAUUGUGGAGGAUGUGAGGAGUCCUGCGCAGGAGCAGAGGCAAAUGGUGCCUGCUUUCACCUGCCCUAACCAGUGUUGGGUCACACAACUGCAGAGUUUGUCUGAUGACAUGCGCCUGCAGGAGGAUUCCCUCGACCAGGAGGAGGAGCAGUUCUUCAGAGAGAUGACCACCAAGUACCUGGAGCCUCUGCCUGAGAACAAAAAGAAGCAGAAAAAAAUGGCAGAGGAACUCAAGGAUUUGAGAAACAAGAUCACCUUCGUCUACUUUAUUUGCAACGCCUUCUGGCUCGUAGCGACCUUCGCCCUGCAGCUCUUAGGGACGUCCAUCUUCAUCCAGGUGCCGAAGGUGGACAUCAACCUGCAGUUCACUGGAGAGUACAUGUACAUCGACCCUCUGGGCUUCAUGUUCAUCCUGGCCUUUGCCUUGCUGGUUCUCAUCCAGUUCAUAGCCAUGGUGUACCACAGAAUAUACACCCUGAUCCAUUUCGUGGCCUUUCUGGAUACAGAGUCCAUAUCUGAAAAACAAAAACAACAAGAGUCACAGGUCACAGAUGAUGAAGUGGAUGACAGUGACGAAAUCAUGUUUCCAGGUCUGCUCAAAAGAAGUCACAACCAUGGAACUCUGGUGUGA